AAAAACUUCAUUUUAUGAGAAUAAAAAGAUACGAAGUUAAAAUAUAGUUAAUAAAACGUUAACGAAUUUUCUAUCUUUAGCCCUUCCAUUCUUUCUGGCCAGCGAAGCAUUUAAAGCUUUGCAUUUCUUCUCUUUUGGGGAAGGUGGUUUGAUAUGGGGGCCUCCUCGAUUUUGCCAGAUCUCGGAACCGAGAUCCUGAUCCCGGUUUGUGCCGUGAUUGGAAUUGCCUUUUCUCUCGUUCAAUGGAUUCUCGUUUCCCGGGUCAAGCUCUCUCCCGGUCGAGACUCUGGUGCCCCCGGUAACAACGGUGCCGCUGGUAAAAACGGCUACGCUGAUUACCUCAUUGAAGAAGAAGAAGGUCUCAAUGACCACAAUGUUGUUGUUAAAUGUGCUGAAAUCCAAAACGCCAUCUCUGAAGGUGCAACCUCAUUUCUUUUCACCGAGUAUCAGUAUGUUGGCAUUUUCAUGGUUGCUUUUGCAAUCUUGAUUUUCCUCUUCCUCGGCUCCAUAGAGGGUUUCAGCAUGAAGAGCCAACCUUGCACAUAUGACCUAUCUAGGAUGUGCAAGCCUGCCCUUGCCACUGCUGCGUUCAGCACCUUAUCAUUCUUGCUCGGUGCAGUCACUUCAGUUGUUUCUGGCUUUCUUGGGAUGAAAAUUGCUACCUAUGCAAAUGCUAGAACCACCCUUGAGGCAAGAAAGGGAGUUGGAAAGGCAUUUAUUACUGCAUUUAGAUCUGGUGCUGUCAUGGGCUUUCUUCUUGCUGCAAAUGGCCUUUUGGUGCUUUACAUUGCCAUCAAUGUAUUCAAGCUCUACUAUGGUGAUGACUGGGGUGGUCUUUUUGAGGCAAUCACUGGUUACGGGCUUGGAGGUUCAUCCAUGGCUCUUUUCGGCAGAGUUGGUGGAGGAAUCUAUACUAAAGCUGCUGAUGUGGGUGCUGAUCUUGUAGGCAAGGUGGAGAGGAACAUUCCCGAGGAUGACCCUAGAAACCCUGCUGUGAUUGCUGACAAUGUUGGGGACAAUGUUGGUGAUAUUGCUGGAAUGGGAUCUGAUCUUUUUGGGUCCUAUGCCGAAUCAUCUUGUGCCGCCCUAGUUGUUGCUUCCAUCUCUUCUUUUGGAAUGAAUCAUGAAUUGACUCCAAUGUUAUAUCCUCUCAUCAUCAGUUCUGUCGGUAUCAUUGUUUGUUUAAUCACCACCUUAUUUGCAACUGAUUUCUUUGAGAUCAAGGCUGUUGAUGAAAUUGAACCAUCAUUGAAGAGGCAACUUAUAAUCUCCACUGUUCUCAUGACUAUUGGAAUUGGAGUUGUUAGUUGGAUAGCUCUUCCACCUUCCUUUACCAUUUUCAAUUUUGGAGACCAGAAACUUGUGAAGAACUGGCAACUAUUCUUAUGUGUUGCUGUUGGUCUUUGGGCUGGCCUAAUUAUUGGUUUUGUAACUGAGUACUACACUAGCAAUGCAUACAGCCCUGUACAAGAUGUUGCUGAUUCCUGCAGGACUGGAGCUGCAACUAAUGUUAUUUUUGGUCUUGCAUUGGGUUACAAGUCUUGCAUUAUUCCUAUUUUUGCUAUUGCUAUCAGUAUUUUUGUUAGUUUUAGCUUUGCUGCUAUGUAUGGCAUUGCUGUUGCUGCCCUUGGAAUGCUGAGUACCAUAGCUACUGGAUUGGCUAUCGAUGCUUAUGGUCCCAUCAGUGAUAAUGCCGGAGGCAUUGCUGAAAUGGCUGGCAUGAGCCAUAGAAUACGAGAGAGAACUGAUGCUCUUGAUGCUGCGGGGAACACCACUGCUGCUAUUGGAAAGGGUUUCGCCAUUGGUUCAGCAGCCCUGGUGUCCCUUGCCCUCUUUGGUGCUUUUGUGAGCCGUGCUGCAAUUUCAACAGUUGAUGUCUUGACCCCUAAAGUUUUUAUUGGUUUGCUUGUUGGGGCAAUGCUUCCUUACUGGUUCUCUGCUAUGACCAUGAAGAGCGUGGGAAGUGCAGCUUUGAAGAUGGUUGAGGAAGUGCGCAGACAAUUCAACACAAUCCCAGGUCUCAUGGAGGGCACUUCCAAGCCCGACUAUGCUACCUGUGUCAAGAUCUCUACUGACGCCUCUAUCAAAGAAAUGAUCCCUCCUGGUGCCCUUGUUAUGCUCACACCCCUUAUUGUUGGGAUCUUUUUUGGUGUCGAAACUCUCUCUGGUGUCCUUGCUGGAUCCCUUGUCUCUGGCGUCCAGAUUGCUAUCUCUGCAUCCAACACAGGGGGUGCUUGGGAUAACGCUAAGAAGUACAUCGAGGCGGGUGCUUCAGACCAUGCAAGAGCUCUUGGUCCCAAAGGAUCGGAUCCACAUAAGGCAGCUGUUAUUGGUGACACCAUUGGAGACCCUCUAAAGGAUACAUCUGGGCCAUCACUGAACAUACUCAUCAAGCUCAUGGCUGUUGAAUCACUUGUUUUUGCUCCCUUCUUUGCUACACAUGGUGGACUGCUGUUUAAGAUAUUCUAAGAGAAAACAAACAUUGGCUAAAGGCCCAUUGAUUCCCAUCUCUGCCGGGUUCCACAUUUCCAAUUUUCCUAAGUAUAUUUAGUCUAGCACCUUUUUUACUCUAGAGACCAUCUCCUCUCAAAGGUUUAAUCAGGCAAUGAAAAAUUUCCCUUGUAAAGGGUUUACAAAGACAUUGAUGAUGAUGAUGAUGAUGAUGAUGAUGAUGAUGAUAAUGAUAAUGGUCAAUCCAUAGAAAAGAGUUAAAACUGUUUUGUUACUAUUGUUACUUUUUGUUAUAUGAAGAAUGUUGAUUUUUGCUCUCGUCUAA
Messenger RNA from Gossypium raimondii (Peruvian cotton), 2776 nucleotides. RefSeq names its product pyrophosphate-energized vacuolar membrane proton pump. Gene Ontology annotation, molecular function: diphosphate hydrolysis-driven proton transmembrane transporter activity; inorganic diphosphate phosphatase activity. The transcript has 9 exons. Gene Ontology annotation, cellular component: membrane. The coding region runs from base 154 to 2469 and encodes 771 amino acids. Gene Ontology annotation, biological process: proton transmembrane transport. NCBI's taxonomy places the organism in Eukaryota, Viridiplantae, Streptophyta, Magnoliopsida, Malvales, Malvaceae. The record is from RefSeq and is a predicted model, not a curated record.